This is a messenger RNA of Orbilia oligospora ATCC 24927, 1026 nucleotides long. RefSeq lists its product as uncharacterized. Gene Ontology annotation, cellular component: mitochondrial large ribosomal subunit. Bases 1 to 1026 code for a protein of 341 amino acids. NCBI's taxonomy places the organism in Eukaryota, Fungi, Ascomycota, Orbiliomycetes, Orbiliales, Orbiliaceae. The transcript has 2 exons. Gene Ontology annotation, molecular function: structural constituent of ribosome. The record is from RefSeq and is a predicted model, not a curated record.
AUGAUGGAAUCGCUGUGCCGUCGGUGCUUUACCCGCAUCGCAUUCCAGUCCCGAAGGUCCUUUGCUUCGAUAGCGACCUCCUCAGCAGCCGCCCCAGCCGAACCUUCGGUAGAGCCUCUCAUUGAUUUGGAUGCUCCUGAAGAGACUCCUUCAUAUGAUGACUUCCUUCCGGACUACAAAAGACCGCCAUCGUCAUUCCAAUUGGCAGCUUCUACAGUCAUCUCUCGGGCUCCACUUCUGACUAGAGAACUCACACCCUUCGAAACGGAGUUUUUCUUCUAUCAGCGUCGGUUGGAUAAACGUUUGGUCAAGCCUUUUGUUCGAAACUUCUAUUUUAAACCUGGGACUCUGGCCUACGAUGAAUGGAGAAGGAAAAGGCUUGGUAUGAAAGUUUAUAAUCCAUAUGGCGAUGAGCAUUGGAAAGACGAGUUACGAUAUGGCGAUAGUCCGCAAGAAGAUGAGAAUAUGGACUAUGACUCCUUGGUGAAAUAUACUGUUUCCGGGGAGGAUAUCAGUGCCAGUGAUACCGAGGAAGAAAUUGCUGCCAAGAAGCUUAUGACCAAACCUUUACCACGAGAAACGGAGGCCGAUAUAAACAACGAUACCAGAAGCUUGAAUAGACAACUAUCAAGGACCCUAUAUCUGCUUGUUAAGCGUGGAGAUCGGGAAAAUAAUACCUGGAAAUUUCCACAAGCAAAUAUCGAGGGACGACAGAAUCUGAAGCAGACUGCAGAGGGUAGCUUGACAAAGGCAUGUGGUCGUGAUAUGAAUUACUGGAUGGUUGGGAAUGUUCCUAUCGGAUACUACGACUACCAGCUCCCCGACGGAAAGGCGAAGGGCGAAAAUGGGGAGCUGACCGGGAAGAAAGUGUUUUUCAUGAAGGCACGAAUCUUCGCCGGGCGACCAAAACUGACGGGUAACAAGGCGAACAUCGCAGAUUACCAAUGGCUCACGAAAGAGGAGAUUGAAGGAGUGGUCGAGAAAGACUACUGGAAGGCCAUCAGACGCAUGUUGGUAACCAGGUAG